AUGGGAGAUCCCGAGGAAACAUUUGGAGUCCCAGAUACGCAAGGUGACCCAAACACAAAGGAAUUGCAAAAUGAAAGCGAAGAAGAAAUUCAGAAAAGAACUUUGAGCAAAUCUCCGUCGCCGCAGACAACAUAUAUCCAACAGGGAAUGGAGGGAAUAAAAGUUUAUUUGCACGAAGGAGACCUCUGGACACGAUUUGACGAAGUGGGGACUGAAAUGAUAAUCACCAAAGCGGGGAGGCGAAUGUUUCCAAGCUACAAAGUAAAGGUGACUGGACUGAAUCCCAAAACAAAAUAUAUUCUAUUAAUGGAUGUGGUACCUGCGGACGACCAUCGUUACAAAUUCGCUGACAACAAAUGGUCUGUGACGGGAAAGGCCGAGCCGGCCAUGCCCGGAAGACUGUACGUCCACCCAGACUCGCCAGCGACCGGGGCGCAUUGGAUGAGGCAGCUCGUCUCAUUCCAGAAGCUAAAGCUAACGAACAACCACCUCGAUCCUUUUGGGCAUAUCAUACUGAAUUCCAUGCAUAAAUACCAGCCCAGGAUCCACAUCGUGAAAGCGGACGAAAAUAACGGUUUCGGUUCCAAAAACACGGCGUUUUGCACGCACGUGUUCCCAGAGACAGCUUUCAUCGCUGUCACGUCAUAUCAAAACCACAAGAUAACCCAGCUGAAGAUCGAGAAUAAUCCUUUUGCCAAGGGCUUCCGGGGCAGUGAUGACCUGGAGCUGCACCGCAUGUCCAGAAUACAGAGUAAGGAGUACCCAGUGAUGCCCCGCAGCGUGGUGCGGCAGAGGGGAGGUUCCAGCCCCAGCCCUUUCAGAGCGGAGGGGCAGUGCCUGGCCACGCCCCCAGGCCUGGGCUCCCCCUACUCCUGUGAGAGCGGGGUCGCCAGCCCCUCCCUGGAGGGGCGACCCCAGUCCGGCCCCUACCCCCUGCCCCACGAGCACAGCCAGGACUACCACUGCCCCAAGAGGAAAGUGGCCGAGGACAGUCACACAGGAGAGCACCUGUACAGGAAGUCCUAUUUGGAGAGCUCCCCGGGCGAAGGCGACCCGUACUACCGGCCGUCCGGCUACGGCCAGCCCCUGGGCCUCGGUGGCGGCCCCUACAGGACGGAGUCGGCGCAGCGGCAAGCCUGCAUGUACGCCAGCCUGUCCCCGGGGGCGGAGCUGGUGCCCGGGCUGGAGGACCUCAGCUGCAGCGCCUGGGCGGGAGUGUCCGCCUACGCCAGCUGCCCCGCGGCGGGGGUGCAACCUCCAGAACGCCUCCCCUACCAGCCCUUCCCCGCUCACUUCGCCCCCGGGUCCCUGGUGACCAGGCUGAGCGGGGCGACGGGCCACGGAUCCCCGCAGCGGGGCGACCCCCACGCCCACGCCCACGCCCUGUACCACAGCCCCCUGCCCUCCCAGCCCCUCAGCCGGGCCCACGGCCCGAACGCGGGCAUCCAGGCCCCGUCCAGCGCCCUCCAGGGUAACGAGUACCUCUACCCCUCAGGGGGACCCCACACCCUCUCCCCACACCAGUACCACACGGUGCACAGCGUGAGCAUCGUCCCAGACUGGAGCCAGAGCAGCUAG
This is a messenger RNA of Conger conger (European conger), 1578 nucleotides long. RefSeq names its product T-box transcription factor TBX5-A-like. Bases 1 to 1578 code for a protein of 525 amino acids. The record is from RefSeq and is a predicted model, not a curated record. Gene Ontology annotation, cellular component: nucleus. The transcript is spliced from 8 exons. Gene Ontology annotation, molecular function: DNA-binding transcription factor activity, RNA polymerase II-specific; RNA polymerase II cis-regulatory region sequence-specific DNA binding. Gene Ontology annotation, biological process: positive regulation of DNA-templated transcription; cell fate specification; pattern specification process. NCBI's taxonomy places the organism in Eukaryota, Metazoa, Chordata, Actinopteri, Anguilliformes, Congridae.